This is a messenger RNA of Mixia osmundae IAM 14324, 672 nucleotides long. RefSeq lists its product as uncharacterized. The record is from RefSeq and is a predicted model, not a curated record. Gene Ontology annotation, molecular function: mismatched DNA binding; single-stranded DNA binding; double-stranded RNA binding. Gene Ontology annotation, biological process: single strand break repair; double-strand break repair. Lineage: Eukaryota; Fungi; Basidiomycota; Mixiomycetes; Mixiales; Mixiaceae. The transcript has 2 exons. Gene Ontology annotation, cellular component: nucleus. Bases 1 to 672 code for a protein of 223 amino acids.
AUGUCGUUCGACCAGCUUGUUCUUCGCAAAUACGCCGCGCUAGACUCGCCGCUCGACUCACUGCCCUUUGAUGUGUAUCUCACUCAUACGAAUGAUGCGCUUGCAAUAUUUGACUUGUUUCCCAAGGCAAAGUAUCAUUUUCUCGUCUUGCCUCGACACAAUGCAGCUGUAUACAAGACGCGCGGCUUGAUCGCAGACGAUUUCCAAAGUCUGCGUACACUGUUGCGUCGAGGUGCAGAAGCCGCGCUCGUCGUGUGCAAAUUGCUGCGAGACGCGAGUGAAGAAGUCAUUGCAAUGAUACAAGACGAGAUGAUCAAAGCGACCGGAACAAGCUGGCCAAUCUCUGCUGGCUUUCAUGCGGUACCCAGCAUGCAUCAUAUCCAUUUGCAUGUCAUCUCUACGGAUCUCGUGUCCGAUCGACUCAAGCAUAAGAAGCAUUACAACUCAUUUGACCCGCGUGGCACUUUCUUUCUCUCUGUCGACAGUGUUAUUGAUCUGCUUAGCCGUGGUCAAGUUGACGAGCUCAGGAGCAUGAUGGACGAAGCAUCGACAUCGGGACCGCUCGUCAGCCUGCACACGGGCGAGACGUUCAAGAACAUACCUCUGCUCAAGGCGCAUCUCGAACAUGUCUAUGCGACUCAGCUGUCGAAGACACCCCGAGUGCAGAUAUAA